This is a messenger RNA of Brassica rapa (field mustard), 938 nucleotides long. Its product is annotated as protein LURP-one-related 8. Lineage: Eukaryota; Viridiplantae; Streptophyta; Magnoliopsida; Brassicales; Brassicaceae. The record is from RefSeq and is a predicted model, not a curated record.
AUGAGACCAUUCUUUUCAUUUGCGCAACCAUAUUCUCUUUCUACAUUUGUAUAUAUAAACACGCAACCCCCUUCAUCAAACAAAAUAUCAACUCAUCUUCUCCAACAAGAAUCAUCAAACACACAAAGAAAAGACAAACACAGAGAAUCAAGAAGAAAAAUGACAAAAGUUCACCCAAAGUUCCCAAACACUUACGAGGAAAGCUUGUGUGAUAGUAAAGCAGCCGUGGUUUUAACAGUGUGGAGGAAGUCUCUUCUCUUCAACUGCGAUGGAUUCACAGUUUACAACUCUAAUGGAAACCUUGUCUUUAGGGUUGACAACUACAUGAACUCUCCUAAAGACAACAUCGUCCUUAUGGACGCUUCCGGCUUACCUCUCCUCUCCAUCCGCCGAAAGAAGUUGAGCAUGGGAGAUUGCUGGGCGGUAUACGAUGGAGAAACACAAAGAGACCCAAUAUUUACAGCAAAGAAAAACGUUAGCAUACUAACAAACAAGAGGAGCUUGGCGUGGGUUAGUGUGAAGAAGACAAUACUAUACGAGGUUGAAGGAUCGUACGGGCAGAGGAGCUGCAAAAUAGUAGACGUGAGGAGGAACAAGAAGAAAACGGCAGAGAUCAAGAGGAAAGAUGCAAUGGUUGGAGGAGGUUCCUUUGGCAAAGAUGUGUUCAAACUUAUAGUUGAACCGGAGAUGGAGCCUCGUGUGGCCAUGGCAUUGACCAUCAUUCUCGACAAGAUGUUUAGAUCUUAUUGAUUUUUUUCCAAGCUUUUAAGUAUAUAGUAGUUCCCUUUUUGUUAUGUAAUUUAUGCAUGUGUGUUCUUAAUGUUACACAUGAACAGAAACAACUUUUGUUUCAGUUUUUGGUUUCGGCCUUAAAUGAAGUCGAACAGUGUAUUUGUAUGGAUGGUUCAACAAAAGGAGGUAGUGGUUGAGACUGAUAA